This is a messenger RNA of Tuber aestivum (summer truffle), 3553 nucleotides long. The record is from the annotation of a GenBank genome assembly. Lineage: Eukaryota; Fungi; Ascomycota; Pezizomycetes; Pezizales; Tuberaceae.
ACCGCUCCCAAUCCCGCACACACACACACACUCACCCAUCUUCGCCAUCUCCUAAACUCCUUUUCCUUUGUUUCCCUCCUUUCCCUCUUUUCUUCCCCUUUCCCUUCCUUCCUACUCCGUCAACCAUAAACCCGCCCAGCCCCAUCCACCAGCCCACUCAUUCGCUCACCCCUCCUUCCUCCCUCCACCUGACUGGUCCAGUCAUCUCACGCUCUUUCAUUGAUUGUUUUCUUCUUUCUCGCCGCCGCCGGACGGGCUCCCUCAUUUCUUUUACGCUUCCUCCCCUUCCUUCCUUCCUUCCUUCCUUCCUAACCCUACGCUCAUUCUUGUAGGUCUUGAAUCUACAGCCGCUCCCUUUGUUUUUGUUCUUUUCCCCUCUUGUUUUGGCUUGUCUCUCUCUUUUUACUUUCAUCUUGCCGUUCCCUCAUUUUAAUAAUUCCUCCCCAAAUAGAGACUCGGAAGCCCAACCUUUUUUUCAUUCUUGAACGGUCAUGACUUUGCCACGCCCGCUCCUCUCGCUCGUCCUGGUACUUUUGCUCCAAUCACUCACGACAUCUGCAGCUUACACUCCAGGUGAGCUCCCUUUUGCUCCACUUUAUUGUUUGAGGGGUAAGAGAUCAUGAACUCUCAACUGAUUGCCUGUGAAUAUAGGUCCGGGUCACGAUCUCUUCGCACGACAAAACCCAAACUGCGUCAGGGACUGUCAAGUUCCUCCGUGUGUGUGUGCUUCGAAUCAGUACUGUGCUCUGACCGUCCAGACGUGCGAUGCAUGUCCAAAGGCGACCUGUACCGACGUCCAGGGUAGCGACAGCGGUGGUGAUGACGACGAUGGCGGUUCCUCUUCGCCGUCUGUUGGGCCGAUUGUGGGAGGGGUGUUUGGAGGGUUGGCAGCGGCGGGUAUAAUUGGGUUUUUGCUCUACAGGACGUUUAUCAGGAAGAAGAAGCAGGAAAGGGUUUCAAUGGCCGCAACGGCUGCGGAAAAGGAGAACGAUUUUGGGAUGUUGAAGAGCGCUAGGGUAAGCCCACUUGAUGUCCGUGCUUUUUAUAUAUGACGUUCUAACGGCUGCUCAGGCGUCGACCCAUACCGUUGCUUCGAUCGCAUCCACCGUUCGUACCCGUGCAUCAAACGUCAUCCAGAUCGCCUACAUUCCUGGUGUCACCAAUCGCUCAGGACCCUCUACACCAUCCCAUUUGGCUCCUCCACCUGUUCCGCCUCUCCCGGGUUCGCCCGCGACUUCGCAAUAUCCCCGAUCCCCAUUGGCUGGCGACCUUCAAUUUUCCGCCGACGAUAUACUACGUGGUUCCAUGUACACUGUCAAUGAUAACAGGUCGUCCGUCGCGACUACGAUCUAUGGUCAGAAUGCUGUCGUCUCUCAGCCCAACAUUAUCCGUGCCGGAAAGGCUGCCGUGGUUACGGUCAAGGGAGGAAGCAGUCUUGCCACAUCUAUCGCCAGUUCGCCAUCGUCGACCGUUCCACCGGUGCCGGCUUUGUACCUGAACGGCAAGGGUAAGCAAAGGCAAUCUACAUUGGAGAAAGUGCCAUCGAGCCCAGCCUUUUCGGUUGGAUCGACCUUUUUGAACAGGAUGAACAGCGUAAAGCAGCCGAAAACCGACCUGCCAAGCGGGGCUAUUGGCGAGAAUCACAGCACAACAUCGUUCAUAUAUGACUCGUCCGACUCGGAUGACGCUGAUAUCGGGCCGGGCCAGCGGAUCAAGCGUCCUCAAUCAGCGUGCAGCAGUUGCAUCACUGAUAUGGACACCACUUCGCCCUUCUCGGACACUAAUUCGGUAGCAGUGGAUGACAUACCAGGCCCAUCCAACUCUGGGCAGCCGCUAGCCGGCAAUGCCCGACGACAAUCACAGAGCUUGGCCCAACCCCAGUUGAGGACCCUGGAUGUUAGGGUUGUGUCAACACAAAGAACCGUUAGUCCAUUCGACGACUCGAACUCGAUGGAUAAGCAGUGAAUGGUUGCGAGAAGGAAUGUUUUUGUCUUUCUGUUUUUGCAUAAAAAGGCUUGUGUACGCCAUAUGAUUCCAAUGUUUGUCCCAUUACAUUACCUCCCUCCCGCCGGCCUCCAUUGAGUGUUUCUUGCUUAUCCUCAGCCGGCUACCUACCUGCCGCUGUCCUGCUAGUUUGGUAGAGUGUUAGAAACAAAAGGCACUUGGGGCCGAAAUCCCCCUCCGCUGCUCCCUCUACAUUAUAUUGCAUUGUCAUACCUCACCGCCUGCCUCCUUCCUUCCUAUGUUUCGUGUAUUAUUAUUUUUUACUUUUUACUUAAUCCCGGUGUUAUAUAACUGGGACUUUAUUUUUUUUUUAAAAAAAGAAGAAAUCUUUGGAAUAUCCUCACAUUUUGUCUCACCGUUUGUGAUAACUGUUCAAUGAGAUGAACGCUUCCCACAAAUUCUUUUUCGUAUUCGUUUCGGGUUUUUGUUUAGUUUGGUUCGGCUUGUUUGUUUUCAUGGGUUUAGGUUGGUUGGGGCGGCUGGUAUUUUUUUUUAUAUCUUUCUUCUUUCGUUGUGUUGGGAGGGUGGGUAGUUUGUGGAGCGAAAUAGACUGUUCGUAGUAGGAACUUACGAAGGAUGGAUGUAUUGAUGGUGGGUUGGAAGGGGAAUUCGCAUCAUAUCACCAUCUUCCGGGGCUAAGACUGGAGAUUGGCGAAAGAGUGUAUAAUAUUAUUAUGUUAAUUGUUUACCGAAUGGGUGCUUGUGUGGGAUGGGCGGCCAUCUACAAUUAUCGGAUGGCGCCAUUUCUGUGCUGGGCGAUUUGGGGAUUGGGGGAGGUGUAGCCUUAUGCUUGAGCCGGCAAAGUGGGUGGUGAUGUCUUGCUUUACCCUAUCAUCCAUCCCAUCCUCAGCCCGUAUAAUUUCAUGGGGACUGCUUCACCCACAUCACCCAAUCACUCCCCUCAAUCCGCCUCCUCCCUUUCCCCCGCCCCAAAAGCCCCAACAACCGGAACCCUCCUGACCUCCCACACAUCCUCACUGCUCCUGCCAACCUUAUACCUCCCCGCCUUCUCCUUAAACCUCGCCAUGAUCAUAGCCUUCCGUGCAAUUGGCCCGUAACUGCGCGUGCGCAUGCAGAACCGCCAAUCGGCCGCCUUCUCGCCGCAAGAUCUAAGCUCGCCAUACCUGUAAACUAUUCAAACAAGAGGAAUCAAAAGAAAAAAGAAGAGAAAAUCAGCUCCCCCGUUAAUUCUGGCCUUGGUAAAAAAACAAAAACAUUGUGACGACGAGGCACGUACCAUUCAAGAAUUGCCCACCGAGAGAGUAACAAUAGUACAUUUCGUCGAAAGCCGUUAUGCACGACAUUUCCGUCGGGAAGGCCGUCGCCGUUUCCUCCCCGCCUUCUCUUUUGCUUCUCCCGCUGCUGCCGCUGCUGCUGCUGGUGGCCUCCGUUUCUAGGUUGGAUAGCAACUCUCUCAGUUCUGCGUCCGCGGCCGCUUCGCGGGGGUCCGGGGUUUCGGGGAGGCCCAUUUUUUUUUUCUUUUUCCCCUUUCUUCUCUUUUCUGUUAUGAUGUUUUUCCGGGGGAUUGGUGGUGAGUUUGAAUUUAAAU